AUGUCGGGCACUUUCUACGGUGCUAAGGUUUACCUCAUCCACACUACGCAGCACACUCGACCUUUCCUGACGACUGUACCUUUUAUAGCCCGCGAUUUCGCCUCUUGGGGAUACCGAGUCGAUCACCAUGCUGCAGAUUCGCCAUAUAUUAUCGAAGUUCGAUCCCGUGAGGAUGUGGAGCAUAUGAAACGUACAGAUCGUGGUGGCAGUCGAAGGACGAAGUUGAUGGGAAUAUGGGCAAACGAACUAGUUCGCAGAAAACGACAGCAGCGAGGAGAUGCAAGGGGUGGUGAAAUUCAGAUGCCCGUGGCUAAUGGCGGGUUUGGGUCGUUAGAAGCUAGGGUAAAGAAAGCCGGCGACCUAGUCCAAGAUGUCAUCGAUGGGUUGGUUGCGUCUGGUGAGUACAAGUCCAGCACACGGCGUUCCUCGUUUGAUAUUGGAGUGAAGGCUAACAGAGUAAAAGAAACUCAAUGCAUGCCGCAGUCGACUCGGAAGAGUAGAUCAACGGAGUCGUCGCCCACCAUUCUGACCACAUAUACUCGUCACUUAUACGCCAUUCGUUAUACGCCUAACGCACCUUUGCCAUCAUGGUCGAACCCUGACAUCUUCUAUGCAGAUCAUAUUGUUCUAGAAUUUCAUCACCACGAAAACAUUAGAAAAGAAUGUCUAGUUGAUGCAGUGCGUAGCGCAAUUGGUAAAGAUGAAGGAAGAAUGGGAAGAGUGGAGAAAUGCACAACUACAGGACUGAAGAGAGUGUAUCUAUGGAUUGAUGUUGCAGACACAUUUUUCGACGAUGUAGUGCGAGAAGAGGGCGAUUUGGAAGAUCCUGUUCCAAAGUAUGAGAGGGGUGAAAGUCCACCUAUAUAUGAGGAGAGAUAA
This is a messenger RNA of Alternaria burnsii, 879 nucleotides long. RefSeq lists its product as uncharacterized. The transcript has a single exon. Lineage: Eukaryota; Fungi; Ascomycota; Dothideomycetes; Pleosporales; Pleosporaceae. The record is from RefSeq and is a predicted model, not a curated record. The coding region runs from base 1 to 879 and encodes 292 amino acids.